CUUCACGUCGGCUCGCCCUGAAUUGAGUGAUUCCUUGGGAAGACCCAUAGGUCCGGAGAAGGAACCAUAUAAUACGCAAAGGGAUAUAGGCGAAGGAUACUAGACCAGGCCCGGAAAGGGGAGAAUGCGCAGUUGCAACUCGGAGAGUCUUCGCUGAAUCAAAGAUAUGAAAAUGGACCGUCCUCCUUCAGUUCCUGGCCUGGAGGAACCUAUCAGUUUGGCUGCCCGAAAUGGCCAGGCAUCAGACCAUGUGCGCAGGCGGAGUUCGGACAAGUCUAUUGAGGACUUCUCGUCCCCGGCGCCAACGGAGGCAGAUGCCAGGCAGACUGUCACUAAGCCACCAAACGCGAAACUCCCCUUGCCAAACGAUUUCACAGAUGGCCAAACGUCUCUUCGACACCCGUUUCCCCAUCUAUACCAUUCCUCCAGUACCUCGAGGUCACCCUCGACCCGCACGUCUUCGAGCUCCCUUCAAGCAUUAAACGAAGACAUUGUCGUCGAUGCUCGGUCGGAUCAUAGCGCUCUUGGCCGGAGCUCCAUCUCCUCUCGGAGGAUCUCCCACCUGGGCCACUCCGAGACUCACGCCGCAGAGUACCCCGUCUAUCCUGAUCAGUCUUACGCCGUCCUUCAAUCUCAGAUCCACCCCACCUACCAACCUCCAUUCCUACGCUCCCGCAGUUCUUACCCGUCACGGACUGAGGCGACAAAGUUCGCGCCGUCGCGUCCUUCACGUACAGCGGGGAACACUCCCCUGUCCAGUCCGGGCCUGUUUUCUAUCAGAAGCCCUCGGUCGACGACUCCGUUUGGGUCUGACGACGAAGGCCGCAUCAGUAGUCCGUAUCUUCACCCGACGCACCUCCAGCCCCCUAAGGAGACUCAUACUGCUGAGGUGGAUCGAGACCUUGUGACCGGAAACAAGCUUAUCAACCAGUAUGAGAUCCUCGAGGAGCUCGGGCGCGGUGAACAUGGGAAGGUGAAGCUCGGCCGCCAUGUUACGACCCGGCAGAAAGUGGCAAUCAAGAUCGUUCAGCGGUACUCAAAGCGCCGUCGCCUCGGAAAACUUGGAAACCCCGAGGAUAAGGUUAAGAAGGAAGUCGCCAUCUUAAAGAAAGCACGGCACCCCAAUGUGGUCAGUUUGUUGGAAGUCAUCGAUGAUCCGAAUCGCCAAAAGGUCUACAUUGUCCUCGAGUAUGUCGAAAAUGGAGAGAUUAUCUGGCGCAAGAGAGGACUGCGGGAGAUCGUGCACGUCGAUAAGCGCCGUCUGGAGCGUGAAAGGGCGGGCAUUCCCGAGACACCCUCGUUCUUGGAGGAAAAUCAACAGUAUGUAAAAACCGCUCAGCAUCUCCGUCGUCAGCGCGAGAAGGCGCGCGAACGACGUCAAGCGCAGGCAGCAUAUGCACAAGAAGCCCCGAUUCCUGCUUGGAGUCUAGAGCAUGGUGCAGAGUCGGAUGACGAGGACGUCGAACCCGAGGGCAUGAUUGCGCGCAUCCCCAGUCGCUCCAUCAUGAGUAACGAUGAUGCCCAAUCCUCCCCGAGCCAUUCCUAUGCAUCAGGCCAUGACUCCGCACUGGCUGCCGUGGAAGGCAGUAUGUACGGCGCCUAUGCAGAUUACUCGUUUGAAAGACGGUUUAGUACCGCGUCAAGCAGCUUUGGUUAUGCGCCUUCCGAACCAGAAUGGUUCAAUGACGACGACGAUAUGUCUUACGUGCCUUGCUUGACUUUCAAUGAAGCGCGCAACGCCUUUCGAGACUCGUUGCUCGGCCUUGAAUAUCUUCAUUACCAAGGCAUUAUCCACCGUGACAUCAAACCCGCCAACCUUCUACUGACCAGCAACUAUCGUGUGAAGAUUUCUGACUUUGGUGUGUCGUAUUUGGGGCGACCCAUCAGAGACGAGGAAGAAGAGCAAGUGGAGGAGACGGAUGCUACCGAGCUGGAUGAUGCUCGCGAGCUGUCCAAAACCGUCGGGACACCAGCUUUCUAUGCCCCAGAGCUGUGCUACACAGGCGAUGAUUUUGUGGAUUCUCUUGGCGCAGCCCCUCGGAUCACCGGCGCUAUCGACGUUUGGUCUCUUGGUGUAACCCUCUAUGGUAUGAUCUUCGGGCGCCUACCUUUCGUUUCCGACGAUGAAUACAGCAUGUUCCAGACUAUCGUGAAAAAGGAAGUCUUCAUCCCGCGAAAGCGACUACAGCCCGUGGAAGAUGACCCCGAAACCGUCAGUCAAUGGCCUCGCUAUGACGACAGCAGCAAGCGGAUGGAAGAUGAGCUGGUGUACGAAGACAUCGACGACGAACUAUAUGACCUGCUUAAGCGUCUGCUGACCAAGGACCCGGUUAAACGUAUCACCGUGAAGGAGAUCAAACAUCAUCCUUGGGUUCUACAUGGCCUUCCUAAUCCUAGAGCCUGGGUGGAAGAGACUGAUCCGGGCUACCAAAGCAAGGGGAAAAGGAUUGAGGUGUCAACCGAAGAAGUGACCACCGCCGUCAGCAAAGUGCCGUUCAUUCAGCGCGUGCGAUCCAAUGUCGCCAAAUGGUCUAACUAUCUGACCGGAAGGUCUAAGGAGAAGGAUGGUCGCAAGCGGACUCCCAGCAAUGCUCCGUCGGCCGAUUCUUCUUCAACUACGGGCAGCACCGCCUUUGGGAAAUACCUUUGGGAUAGUCGGCGACACAGUCUCAGAGGGGACGAGGAAUUUCCCCGUUCUCUCCGACUGCCCAGGGAGGGCGAGCAUCCUCUCUCGCAGAGUGUGACCGCAAGCCCCGUGGGUCGUGAUGAUCAGACCAGUUACUUCGCCCAGCCGGACUCCGUCCCAUCGCACGAUCAGACUUCGCGCCCCGACCCUCCGGAACGUGCAGCGUCCACAUUGUCCACCGCCGAAUCCGCAAAGACCCUAAAGCCAUCCGAUCACAAGAAACCACCAGCACCACAGAGUGCUGGCACUCCUGUCCGUGUAGAAACGCCUGGGACUACGAACGUCGGUGGUCUUUUUGGCGGCGCGAGCCGCCGGCUUGCGAGGGGCCUUCAACCUGGAGAAUGGCGUUCCGAUCGGUCUAUCUCGGGUGAGACCGUGUCUCUGGAUGGUGACCACCACUCCGAGCCCAGUCUGGCUUUGAGUGUCGCAUCCGCUGUGGGUCAAAUGCAGCAUUGCAACUUGCUGUCGAACGAGGAGCCGCUUUUGACUCCUCCGGAUGGCUCCCUCUCAGGGAUCUCAAGCCAUCGGCGAAACCGAUCCUACCAGCCUCCAGGCAAGCAUUCUCCCGAGCAAUUCCACCUAACCAAGGAGGCAUUGCUAAGGAAGAGGCGGAGCGAGAUCGGGCCGACCAUUACUGGAGAUUAUAUCUCCCGAGGAGAGCACGAGCCGUGCCAUGGUGACUUUUCAAACCCGCGGGCAGAGACUCACCCGCCAGCCUCAGACUCGAUGAAUGACCAUUCUUCCGGCGAUCCUCUUUCAGGAGGACUGACGACAUCACCGCCGUCGGCUGCUACUAUCUCUUCGUCGUCAAUUGACGAAUAUACUAGCGGCAUGUCCCAGAGCACCUCUCACCCCAGCAUCCCAUCUGUGAUUUCAGGCGCGUCGUCGCUCUCUGGUGAGGCAGGCUUCAAGGAAAAGGAUGCCGAAUCAGCGGCUCAGGUUCCUUCCAUCCUUCGUACUGGCGAGACCGUCAAGGCCCGGCGUCCUAGUCCAUCGCGCCCAGCAGAAGAUGACGAAUGUCGCUACUAUUGUGAUGACGAAGAUGAUUCCGAGGACGAGUCUGAAGACGAGGGCCUUGUUAUUGGCAAAAAGAGGGCAACCCCUCAGAAGCCAAUCAUUCGUGCGGGACAGCCAAAGUCAUGAUACAACGCACGCUUGCCGUUUCUGGGGCGUCUUGUAGUUGUAGCCAUGCAGGCAGGGAACAUCAAAAGUUUCCUUCACGACCGUUACAUGAUGUUGCGUUUGAUUCUCUUUACCU
Messenger RNA from Aspergillus sclerotioniger CBS 115572, 3944 nucleotides. Its product is annotated as putative serine/threonine protein kinase. Gene Ontology annotation, biological process: protein phosphorylation. The coding region runs from base 167 to 3829 and encodes 1220 amino acids. NCBI's taxonomy places the organism in Eukaryota, Fungi, Ascomycota, Eurotiomycetes, Eurotiales, Aspergillaceae. The transcript has 2 exons. The record is from RefSeq and is a predicted model, not a curated record. Gene Ontology annotation, molecular function: ATP binding; protein kinase activity.